Molecule: messenger RNA, 1273 nt
Organism: Striga asiatica
Lineage: Eukaryota; Viridiplantae; Streptophyta; Magnoliopsida; Lamiales; Orobanchaceae
Source: the annotation of a GenBank genome assembly
UGAUUGGUACCCGGCGAUGGACGGGCUUACUUUGACCGUAGCAAAAUGUCGGAGCUACUUACAGAAAUGGAGGAAACUCUACCCUUCAAAACCCUACACAGCAGAGAGUAUCAUGGCCACAAGAAGAAGGUACAUUCGGUGGCUUGGAAUUGCUCGGGCACGAAGCUGGCCUCGGGCUCCGUUGAUCAGACGGCCCGAAUUUGGCAUAUUGAACCUCAUGGGCAUGGGAAGGUUAAAGACAUUGAGCUCAAAGGGCACACAGAUAGUGUGGAUCAGUUAUGCUGGGACCCAAAACACGCUGAUUUGAUUGCAACUGCAUCAGGGGACAAAACUGUCCGCUUGUGGGAUGCACGAAGUGGAAAAUGCACUCAGCAGGCAGAACUCAGUGGGGAAAACAUAAAUAUAACUUACAAGCCUGAUGGGACUCAUAUAGCUGUUGGGAAUAGGGAUGAUGAGCUAACCAUAAUGGAUGUACGCAAAUUCAAGCCCAUACAUAAACGCAAAUUCAACUAUGAGGUGAAUGAGAUUGCGUGGAACAUAACUGGUGAUAUGUUCUUUUUAACUACCGGAAAUGGUACUGUGGAAGUGCUUUCAUACCCUUCACUUCGUGCCGUUAGUACCCUUAUGGCCCACACAGCAGGCUGCUACUGCAUUGCAAUUGACCCAUUGGGAAGAUAUUUUGCUGUAGGGAGUGCUGAUUCUCUAGUCAGCCUUUGGGAUAUAAAAGAGAUGCUCUGUGUACGUACAUUCACAAAACUCGAAUGGCCCGUUCGGACAAUUAGUUUCAAUCACACUGGAGAAUAUAUAGCUUCGGCCAGCGAGGAUCUGUUCAUUGAUAUUGCCAAUGUCCAAACGGGCCGGUCAGUUCACCAGAUUCCAUGCCGGGCUGCAAUGAACAGUGUCGAAUGGAAUCCAAAGUACAACUUGCUUGCAUAUGCUGGGGACGAUAAAAAUAAAUACCAAGCUGAUGAAGGCGUGUUUCGGAUAUUUGGGUUUGAAAGCGCAUAGCUGCUUAAAUUUUCAGGAUUUCACUAUAUUUUUAAAGGAUUUUGAUUAUGGUGCCUGAAGGCUAAACCUUCGGAAUUCCCAUUGUUCCUUUCUGGGUUAACUUAUAUUUUUAGCAUCAGGUAUUUGUAAGGAUAUUCACUGCUGGGAUUUAUGUGAUUUGAGUCCUAUGUGGAAAAUUUACCGAAAAAUAAUUAUUAGUUUAUGGACGAAUUAUUGUUGCUGUAAUGUUGGUGUUAACAUGCUUAACCAUUAGACAAUAUGUGCA